GUGACUACAAACAUUUCACGAGCAAUGAGUUCAAUUGUGCGCCCCCUUUCAUCUAUGGUAAACGAGGUCUGCAGCAUCAUGGAGAUAAACAACGAGCGCCGUUACAAACUCCAACGCGGCCUCCAAUCCAUCAAGCGCGAGAUGGAGCAGGUGGUUGGUUUGAUGGAGGACAAGAACAAGGAGUGCCGAGGAGCUCUGCAGGAGACCAGGAUUCAGCAGCUGCAGGAGUUCGUUUACAAUUUCGAAGAUUUCGUGGAAACUCUCCGGGAUCCACCACCCUACAGCAAACCAGUCCUCGUGGCCGUGAAUAUGGACCCCCGUACCGAACAGCUUAGAAGCAUCGAGCACUUCAAGGAGACAAUCUCGUCUCUGGGACUAUAUUUUUUGAACCAGAGCGGUGAAUCGAGCCAAAGUCAAGAUCCAGAUCAGGGUGCUAUGUCAGACCCGGAUGAAGAUGCAGAUGAGGAGCAGCUUCAAAGCAUCGGCGGGCCCAAGAGUGAAAUUGUUGAGCUGCUCAAGACCUCGCCAGGCGAAGAGCAGAAGCUGCGAGUGAUCUCCAUCGUGGGAUGCCGCGGCGUGGGGAAGACUGCCCUUGCAAGAGCAGUACGCAAGAAGUAUUCAUCCUCCGAUGAAUUCGACUGCGUCGCUUGGGUUGUAGCAUCUGGAUGCAACAAGAAGAAGGCUCUUCUAGACAAGAUUCUUGAGAGUGUUCGGGAGGAUCUUGCAAGAAGGGCUCCUGAUGCGGAGAAUGCUCCAAAGGAAGAAUCUGAAGGCGCUUCCACCACAAAACCAAAUCUUCAGGACAUUUUGUCCCACAAGAGGUGCUUGGUCUUCGUUGACGAUGUGCAGCAAGCAUUAGUGUGGAAAGAUACAGUAGAUGCCUGCCGAAAGAAUGGCAGCCGGAGCAGAAUAGUUGUGACCACUAGUGUUCGUUCUGUAGCUACAGCCUGCAGCUCUGGAAGUUAUGUGUACAGAAUGCAAAUUCUUAGUGAUGCUGACUCAGAAAGUUUAUUCUGGAGAAAGGUUUAUGGCUCGGAAACGGCCUAUCCUCCAGAUGCACUGGUAACUGGUUCAAAAAGCAUCUUCAGUAAAUGUGGCGGUUUACCACGGGCACUGACUAGUGUAGCCAAACAUUUAAAUAUGAAAGGAGAUACGCUGGAAAGUACUCACUGCAUAGACGUGGGACAAAACCUUGGCAAAGACUACCUGUUAGGUACCAACAAUGCAGAGAACGUCUUCAAGGAAAUGAGAAGAGCACUUAUGCAUUCCUACGGCAGCUUGCCUGACUAUGACCACAGGUCCUGUAUGCUUUACCUAGGUAUAUUCCCGAAGGGGCAUAAGAUUAAGAGCAAGAGUCUAGUGAGAAGAUUAGUGGCUGAAGGGUUGGUUGUUGAUGAAGGCUGCAAAUGUUUUGAAGAGUUGAUUGACCGGUGUAUCGUUGAGCCAGUGCAGAUCUGCAACAAUUCGGUAGUUGCCAAGAGGUGUCAAGUUCACGGUGUAGUUCUGGAGUACAUCGUUCACAAGUCAGUAGCUAAAAAUGUGGUCACUCUGAUUCAAGGCCAUGAUCCCGUACUUAAAGCAGCAAGCACUCAGGCACGUGUCCGCCGGCUCUCUGUUCAGUCCAGCACCAAAGAAAGAUUUGAUGAACUUGAAGACAAGGCUGCCUUAAGGUCGUUAACAAUGUUCGAAACUGAGCCUACUGAUUUAAAGAUGUGCAAGAUGCUGCGGAUCCUUGAUCUUGAAGGUUGCCAUGGGCUUGACCAGGAGGGGUUUCUUGAAGGCCUAAGUGAAUUGCUGCUUCUCAAGUAUCUCAACCUCAGGAGCACUCGCAUCAACAAGCUCCCCACAAAAAUAAAGAAACUGCAACGUUUGGAGACCCUGGACAUCCGAGAUACAGAUGUGAAAAUAUUGCCCCUGGAUGUCAUCAUGUUGCCCAAGUUAGCUUAUCUGUUUGGCAAGUUUCAGCUACCUGAGGUUCCCACUGAAGGAAAAGAUGCACACAAUCUUUAUGAGUUCCUGAACAAGAAAAGUUCACUGCACACACUUGCUGGAUUUGUCACCAAUAAGAAAGACAGUCCGGAACAUGUUGUACUUAUCGCAAGAAACCUGAAGAAGAUUAAAGUAUGGUGCAACGAUACUCCUGCUGAUGAUGCGGGUUUAUUUCCUGAUUAUACUAAAGUUGCCUCAAGCAGUGCUGCUGCUUCUGAUCGUCCAUCAAAAAGGAGAAGAAACUGGUUCGGCAAAACACAUGUAGUGCCAGAUGACUAUGCCUGUCCUCGGAGCAGAGCUCAAGAAUGUCAGAGUAGAAUCUUGGAUUUUAUAAAGCUUCUUAAGAUUCGCGCCACCCCUCUGGACUCUGUAUCCAUUGUUUCCAACGGAGUAUGCAGUGACUUAUUGAGUUCGCUAGAGGGUGGAGAACGCACCAUCAGCUCCAUCAAACUGCGAGGAAUUUUGGACUGUCUGCCUGAAUCUAACAAGUUAAGGGAGCUAGGUCGAAUUAAGAAGCUUCAGCUCUUCUCAACUGGUCUCACCGCCAAAGAUCUAUCGGCCUUGCAAGUUUUACUUGGUUUGGAAUAUCUGAAGCUGGUGGAGCAUGCUGAUAGAUUCUGCGACAGUAUUUUCGUUGUGGAGAAAAAUGGAUUUCAAAGCCUUAAGAGCCUGUGCAUCGACGCCCCAAAGGUUCCAGAAAUGCAAUUCAAAGAAGGAUCCAUGAGAAGCCUAACAUCCCUUUAUCUCCUUUGUUCAAAUUCUCAGAACCCAUCAGGAGUCAUCGAUGGCAUCUCACAUCUUGCAAAACUCAGUGAAGUGAUACUCCACAGUUCAAUGCAACGAGCUUGGGAAGCAGUGGCAAACGGGCACCCUAACCGCCCGUGUGUGAAGAGGCAACCAGAACCAACUGCCAACACACAGUGACACAGCAGCAUAUGUAACUUGUGGAGCAAGUUCGUCGCUUUCUUCUUGCGUUGUUUUGUCUGAACUUUCCUUCAUGGAUGUGGUUACGUAGCAGUAGUAUUUCAAUAAUUGAUAAGUUAGUACUAUAUUAUAUCAAUAUAAUGUAGCACAAUAUUGUCCUC
Molecule: messenger RNA, 3074 nt
Organism: Lolium rigidum
Lineage: Eukaryota; Viridiplantae; Streptophyta; Magnoliopsida; Poales; Poaceae
Product: disease resistance protein RGA4-like
Exons: 2
Coding region: 25-2913 (962 amino acids)
Biological process (GO): defense response to other organism
Molecular function (GO): ADP binding
Source: RefSeq, a predicted model, not a curated record